Molecule: messenger RNA, 771 nt
Organism: Trichoderma aggressivum f. europaeum
Lineage: Eukaryota; Fungi; Ascomycota; Sordariomycetes; Hypocreales; Hypocreaceae
Exons: 3
Coding region: 1-771 (256 amino acids)
Molecular function (GO): S-adenosylmethionine-dependent methyltransferase activity
Source: RefSeq, a predicted model, not a curated record
AUGGCAACUGAAGACAAUCAAGCCCUUGCUCAUGCCGACUAUUGGGAUAGGCGCUAUUCCAAGUCAGAGGGAGAGGCGCCGACGCACGAGUGGUUUCGCUCCUUCUCUGAGCUAGAACCUUUUUUCCAGAAGAAUCUUUUCGGCCUGCAGGGUUUGAAGGCAGAAGACGACCCGCUGAUUCUACAUCUUGGGUCUGGAGACAGUGUUAUCCCUGCCGAAUUAGCGGUUCGCGGCUACAGACGACAGCUAUGCAUCGAUUUCUCCACUGUCGUCGUUGGAUUCAUGGCUGAACGUCACAGCAAGCUGGAAGGGAUAGAAUGGAAACAUAUGGACGUACGCAACAUGGUUGGUAUUCCCGACAAGUCUGUCGACGUUGCCUUCGACAAGGGAACACUGGAUGCCAUGAUACAUGGCAGUCCUUGGAAUCCUCCCCGCGAAGUCAAGGAGAAUGCGAGUAAAUACUUGAAAGAGGUCCACCGAAUACUGAAGGAUCGUGGGGUGUUUCUAUACGUCACGUUUAGACAACCCCACUUCAUAAAGCCACUGUUAAACCCAGAUGAUUUGUGGGACAUCGAUAUGCAGGUGCUCGGAGACGAGGGCUCCUUUGAGUACUACGGAUUUGUGAUUAAGAAACACGUUGACUUUUCGGAAGCUGUUGAUAAAGGAAUUAGAGAGGAAGCAGAUGGUUGCAAACCCGAGUUGGAACGGCGUCACGACGGUGACGAUUCUCUAAUUCCUCUUCAGGUUCCCAAAGGAGACUCCAGCAGCUGA